Messenger RNA from Patiria miniata (bat star), 3962 nucleotides. RefSeq names its product titin-like. Bases 45 to 1808 code for a protein of 587 amino acids. The transcript has 10 exons. NCBI's taxonomy places the organism in Eukaryota, Metazoa, Echinodermata, Asteroidea, Valvatida, Asterinidae. The record is from RefSeq and is a predicted model, not a curated record. Gene Ontology annotation, molecular function: protein binding.
CAGUAUCAUACAUCAAGUCAAAUGGGAGAAUUGUCGUCACUGGCAUGCCGACAGACGACGACAAAGGAACCUGCCUACGACUAGCGGGGCGGGCGACGGGAAGCGUGGAUGAUGUGAGUCUGAGGCCAGACCUGGACAACAUUCAGCAUGACGGCGAGUUCAAAUACUUCGGCCCGUAUUCCGACAAUAUAGUAUCGUACUACUGCCGGGAUGGACGGUGCGGUAGGAAUUCUUACGUUUUCAAAGUGUGGCUUUCCGUGACCAAGAACCCAUCGGCACCUGUUUCAGAGAGAGGUGACGUCACGCUGACCUGUUUCCUCAACACCUACAACUCGGGAUGGAUCGAGUGGCAGUACACUCUCAAUCAGGAGACCUCGACCAAUCUCACCGAGCCGACGUUUACUGAGAGCAGCAACAGCUUGACCCUUGAGGGGUUGCUCAGGGACCAGGCUGGCUGGUACCGAUGUGCUGGGAGGGCGUACUGGUCAUCGGGCGAUUGGAACCCGGAUUCAUUUUCAUUCUGGACUGCCGUUAUUGUCUACUAUGGGCCUGAAAUCAUUGACAAGGAAAGAAGCUGGAUUGGUGCGAACGACAACUACACAGCAACCUUAGAGUGCAUCAUCCAAGGCAAUCCCCUCCCCAAUGUCACUUGGUACAGUCCAAACGACACCAUCAUAACCAACAACACAAUACCUGACCGGAUUUCACUGGAAGAUAACAUUACAGGAGAUGGGUUUUUUGAAUAUCAUGUCAUCAGUCACCUGAUCAUUUCUCCAGUGGAGAACAUCACCGAUUAUGGGAUGUACAGGUGUAGAGCUACCAGUAACACCGGUACAUUUGACGAGCACGAAAUACUUUUGAAAGAAACAGGAAAGCCUGAGCGGCCAAAUGGACUUCGGCUGGAUUACUUAUCAACAGAUUCAAUCGUGUUCCAAUGGGAGUCGGGAUAUGACGGAGGCGAGAAGUUAGAGCGUUAUUAUGUCAACAAACGCGAGAUUCCUGAGGAAUUCGAUCCACACGCUUGGAGACCGAGCAUGAUUCCUGAUAUGUCGGAUUAUUUCCCUAACCUCAAGGCGGACACACUCUACCAAAUAGCAGUGUAUGCAACAAACAAACAUGGCUCCGGUCCUUAUGCGACUCUGACCGUGCGCACUAAACCUACAUCCCCAUAUUAUAUGGGUAUAGAGGUGAUAUACAUCCAGCCACAAGGCAAGUUUGUCAUCACCGGUAUACCGGAAGACGACGACGCCGGAACCUGCCUACGACUUGAGGUAUAUGACGAAGCUCAAGGGGAAUGGGUGAGUCUGAGGCCAGACCUGGACUGCAUUCAGCAUGACGUGGACUUCCUGUACUCCGACCCGUUUCCCACAGUCCACUUCCACUGUCUAUACUGUCGGGACGAGGUGUGCGGUUACUCGUCUCAUGUUACGAUUGUUACUAUUACGACUCCUCGGCCUACCAUACCAAUUGCAACAGGCGAUGCGAAGAAUGAUAAUGUAGUGAUCGUAGCUGUGGGCGUGUCUGUUGGCUUCAUUCUCCUGAUAAUUGCGAUCUUUGCAAUGUGCUACUGCAAGUGCUUCAACUGUGCCAAGACCAGCCAUCAUGAUGAGUUCAUGAGAAAUGGACCGCAAACAAAUCCGACAGUUGAGGUUUACACCCCUUCGUACGAUGCACCUCCAAGCUACGUGCAAGCAGUUGAAAUGGAUGUCAAUGCUGGCAAAAAUGACGAUGAACCCCCACCGGCGUACGAUUGUGUGUCAUCUCACACAUCCCAGCAGGCUAUCAAUGAAAACGAAGAACAAGUCUAGAUGCCUAUUGGACCGUGCAUGCAUCCACCAAGGCAGGCACAUGAUGACGUAAUGCAGGCAUGAGUCUCACUAUCAUCAGAACUAUAAAUGUCGUUGUAAUUGUGUCCUUUAUUUCCACUAGAAUUAUAUUUCUCCGGGAUAUUUUAAAAAUAAUGUUCAAUAAUUAUAAUUCCUGAGUGCAUAACUAUCUCAAAACAUUACUAUAGGAAACUUUUUUUCAAACCAUUGUAUUUGUUCAAAAAAUUUCAAAAAAUCCAAGGUUUCUUAAAACCGCGUUCUGUGGCUCCAGUGUCAUUUCUGCAAAACGAAAACUAUCUCUGAAAUUAAUUUAAUUUUAAAUAUAAUUUGAUUCAAUUUAUCUGUAGAUUAAGGAAAGAAUUUGGGUGACUUUUUUAUUUAUAUUUGAUUUUCAGAAGCUUGACGUUAACAAAUUUGUGUCGUGGUUCUCUUCACAAAGCGUUGCAUGAAGUGCAUUGAAAACUAUAAAUCGGUGUCAAAAAGCUAGGUAGUUAUGCAUUGUAUAAAAAUACAUGUUUAAUUAUUGUUCAUCUCAUUAAUUUUGUAUCAAAUAACUUACCUGAGUUACAUGUAAAUCGCGUGUUGACAACAAACAAAAUGUAUUUUUCGAGCAGCUGAACAAGAAUAUGAGGACGCCCUUACAGAAAUGUCUCUUUUAUGAAUUGAGGAAUAUAUCGGAUCGUUUUUAAAUGUCAUUAAUGUCAGUAUCUUUGUUUCCAACUGGGUAAUUGUACAGAUCUAGACUUUUCUAAUUGUUUCUUAAUGUUAUGUGUGUAUAAAUAGUUGUUCUAAGUUACAAGAUUUUACUUAAAGUCAUUUGAUUAAGAAAAUGCUUAAGAGAGCAGGUUUAAAUGCGAAGUGCAUGUAUAUAGAUAUUUGUUUUCCAUUACGCAAGCAUAUUUUUGGCAACAUCUUUAAAAGUAAUCAAUUAUUUAUCAAAAGAGAUCAAGGGUUAUAAUCGCAUGUUGGCUACAAAGAAUUGUAUUCGGGCAACUGAACAGUUUUACGAAAACGUCUUGAUAGACAUUUCCUUUGGGGAACUCGCGUUAAUGUAACGGACAUUGUUUGGUAUUGGAAGAUCUGUUGCGAUCCGCGAACUGUGUGUGAACCUGCCACUUAGUCAGUGUAAUUGGCAAUUAUCGUGGCCGUUAUCGAUCGAUUGAAAGUUUAUUAUUUAGCUUGACAAAAGGCAAGAGAUGACUUUCUGUGGAGAGGACAGGAUCCGACAAGGCUUUGUUUGUUGAAGACUGAGCAUGUUAAUGGUGUUUUUUGUGAUGUACAUUAUGUAUUUGAAAGCGCAAUUUUAGGGGUUGUCAGUUUCACGGAGUUAGAUCACUUGUUUAUCGUGUUGUUUUGUUUGGCUUUUUGGCACCGGCCUAUCGGUACAGUCAGACGGGUUUUUUUUAAUUCAUGAAUUCCUUUGAUUGUAUUUUCACAAAGUGUGUGUUGCAUUUCAUUAGUUUUUGUUUUGUUAAGUUUCACAUAUGGUCACCUAGGGGCAAACUUUGAGUAAAGCGACCAUAAGUGUUAAGGCGAUAAUUCGUUUUAUUAUAAUUCAAUGUUUCAAUUUCAUCAUUCUUUUGCUUUAUACAGUGCCUGAUGAAGAACGGCUAUGUCCAUUUGAAACGUUAUAUUAAACCUCCUCAGAACAGCAAUGACUUUGUUGGGUGUCCUUAUCUUAUUCAAUGUAUAUAUAGAUCUACAUAAUAAUUAUAACUUUAUUAAAUGAUGGUAGCUAUCACCUUGAAAAUAAUUUUCAAUUGGCCAUCGAAACAGUAUAUUAUACAAGAAAGAACAUGCAUUUUUGUAAUCCUUAAAACAACCGGUAGUUUUUAACGCAAUCUCCUUUUUUGAUCUGCUUGUUUUCUUAUGUUUUAGCUUGGGAUCAUUGUUCGUGGUAUUUUGCAUCCGUUAAUUUAUGUGUAUUUUAAGCUGUUAUAAUUUUAUGUGAAAUUGGUGUAUUAUGUAAUCAGCCUAACGGUUGCCAAGAAAUAUAUUAUCCUAUCCUAUCGUAUUGAAAAAGAAUCUUAUGAUGACAAGAAUUAAAAGUCGCAUUUUAAUUCAUUAAAAUCCAGAUGAAACUUUAAAAAACAAUAUAAAUAUAACAUAUCAGUGAAUAAAGCUAUAUUUCAAUUC